Molecule: messenger RNA, 510 nt
Organism: Harmonia axyridis
Lineage: Eukaryota; Metazoa; Arthropoda; Insecta; Coleoptera; Coccinellidae
Exons: 4
Coding region: 1-360 (119 amino acids)
Source: RefSeq, a predicted model, not a curated record
AUGAGAGUUUGUUCAAAGCAUUUUGAAGAGUCUGAUUUUCAUACACAAAGUAAGGAGCUGAGACACGCAGAUUUGUGUUUGAGACCGAGAAAAACUAACUUGAGACGCCGAAAUUUGAAAAGAAAUGCAGUCCCAACAAAAAACCUCCCUACAGGUACUCAUGAGAACAUAAAGAAGAAAGAAAGACGGAAUUUAACUAGAUAUGAUCCUGUACAACAACCAAUUUUGAAAUCUGACUGUGAAGUAAUGACACAAAAUCAAGAUGAAAAUGAACUUCAUGCUCAGGAAAUGAUUCACAGGCCUGAUGAAUUGUUGGCUGCUGAAGCUCUAUGUGCUUUUAUCAAUAAGGACAAUUUGUGACAAUAUUACUACAACAAUAAAUGACUGAUUUCAAUAAAUCAAAAGCUUAACAGCUUGACAGGGUUGAAUUCUUUCGAAAUGCUGAAAACUAUUGAAAUUUUAGUAUUAAGAAUAAAAAGAGAAAAUUUUGUUUCAUCCCUCAAUAUUAGG